This is a messenger RNA of Epinephelus lanceolatus (giant grouper), 1882 nucleotides long. The record is from RefSeq and is a predicted model, not a curated record. NCBI's taxonomy places the organism in Eukaryota, Metazoa, Chordata, Actinopteri, Perciformes, Serranidae.
UGAGUGCCGCUCCUCACUGCUGCAGACACACACACACACACACACACACACACACUGCCUCUGCUGUUUUUAACACUGUGCACCGGCUACAUCUCAGAAACAAAUAUUUACUUUUAACAUGCUUGAAGCUAAACACCCAGCUGUGCUUUUAUUUGUUACAUUAUUGAUGGUGAGCUGUCAGAGCACCGGACACGCUGCUGAACAAGUGUUUGUUUUUCGCUUUGAAGUUCUUCCAGAUGCGAAAGGUGGCGAAAAUGCUGAAGUGGUCAAGUUGGAAACAUUUACAUUUACCUUGAACUCGACCAAUAUGACUCAGUUCGCCUACGGAAUAGCUGCAAAUGUGGUUGUUAUGCUGAUGUAUGGAAGCAAUCUAGUUCCUGUCAAAAGGAUAGAGACAGGAGAUGGUAUGUUUUUUCAGUGGGUAUACUGUGCAGCCAUAUUCCUUGUAUCUGUGGUUGGAGACUUGUUGCUACAGUCGCCCAAAUUCUACCCGUUUGCGAUGAUUGGAGGUGUCAUCUGGACUACAGGGAAUAUAACAGUCAUUCCAAUUGUUAGAGCGAUUGGCAUGGGGCUGGGGAGUUUACUUUGGGGCUCUUCGACGUUGUUGAUGGGCUGGGCCAGUUCAAGGUUUGGCUGGUUUGGGAUAGAUGCUCAGGAUGUUUCCAAGCCAAUACUGAAUUACUGUGGAGCUGGGUUGUGUCUGCUCAGCGGCCUGAUCUUUUUCUUUGUGAAGACGGACGUGGAACUGCAUCCUGAAUCUGAAUCGAUUCCAUUACUUCUCGACAGGAGAACAAACUCGAGCAGCUAUAGAACAGGAUUCUCAGAGUUCUGGAUAGAUGCUAUCAGGCCGAAGACCAGGCGGCUGAUUGGCUGCCUGCUUGCUGUUCUGUCGGGUCUGCUGUACGGGACAUCAUUUGCACCCGUCUUCUACAUAAAGAGCCAUUCAUCAUGCCUUGACAGCAUGUUCCAUGGAGCCAGUGUCUAUGACCUCGACUAUGUUCACGCACAGUGCUCUGGUAUCUUUGUUGCAAGCACAGUGUACUUUGCCAUCUACUGCGCUGCCAUGAACAACAGGCCCAGAAUCUACUCCAGAGUCAUCCUGCCAGGCCUUUUUUCUGGAAUGAUGUGGGCACUGGGCACAUACAGCUGGUUCCUGGCCAAUAACUACCUGAGUGCAGUCAUCACCUUUCCCAUUGUCACCGCAGGAUACGGUCUGGUUGCAGGGCUGUGGGGAUCCUUGGUGUUCAAAGAGAUCAAGGGGGUGGGCAACUGCUUAAUCUUCUUCUUGGCCUCCUGUGUGGUGGUGACCGGCUCCUUGCUCACCGCCAUCUCAAAGCUCUAAACGUGCAGAAGACUGCUGAGUGAAAACAUCAAGUGAUUAUGAUUAUAUACCAGCAUUUACCCAGAAAAUAACGUCCGUGGUUUUAUGAAACUCUUUGAACCCCCAUUAAAAUAAACCACAAUGCAUGAUGGUUGAGCUGAAUGUAAAGCUUUCUUUGUUGGAUUUGGAAAGUAUUAUUUUGAACCAGCAGGGUUGUUCUCUGAGCUAACAUUUGGUGGCAGUGUCCUACAGGAAUGACCCUCGUGCUUUCUGGUUGGUUCAAAGAGGGAAUUUGCUGUUGAAGUAUGUGUUUGUUGUUUAAAAUGUGUUUCUGUCAAAUAAGUGUUGUCACCUUUUGUGUUUUGUUCAGUUGCUACUCACAAAAUGCCCACACAACGUUCACACAUCGCUCACAAGCUAAUGGUUGUUUUAAAGAGAUUGUAAGAUAAAGCACAUUUCUAUUUAUUACUGACAUGGUGAUGAUUUUUUUUGUUCUUUUUUGGACAGCAUGACAAUAUGAGUCACUUUACACAUCCUGCUAUUAAACAUGUAUAAUGUACU